Hyaena hyaena (striped hyena) is the source of this 1808-nucleotide messenger RNA. RefSeq names its product THAP domain containing 10 (gene THAP10). Bases 103 to 786 code for a protein of 227 amino acids. The record is from RefSeq and is a predicted model, not a curated record. NCBI's taxonomy places the organism in Eukaryota, Metazoa, Chordata, Mammalia, Carnivora, Hyaenidae. The transcript is spliced from 3 exons. Gene Ontology annotation, molecular function: sequence-specific DNA binding.
UGGGGCCCCGGCUCGGCACUUCCGCGCGGGCAGGCGCAGGGGGCCGCGUCGCCCUGGCCUGGAAAGCGCCGGCGAGCCCAGGCCGCGGCCGCCACAGCCACCAUGCCGGCCCGCUGCGUGGCCGCCCGCUGCGGCAACACCACCAAGUCCGGCAGGUCGCUGUUCCGCUUCCCCAAGGACCGGGCCGUGCGGCUGCUGUGGGACCGCUUCGUGCGCGGCCGCCGCGCCGACUGGUACGGCGGCAAUGACCGCUCUGUCAUCUGCUCGGACCACUUCGCGCCGGCCUGUUUUGACGUCUCUUCAGUCAUCCAGAAGAAUCUGCGCUUCUCCCAGCGCCUGAGGCUCGUGGCGGGCGCCGUGCCCACCCUGCACCGCGGGUCCGGCCCGGCACCUGGGGGAGCAGAAGACGGAGAGCAAGCGGGCGGCCCCGAAAGGGGACGAGAGCCCCGGGCGGCGAGGCUGGCGGAGGCCGCCCCGGGGCCUGCCCCCUGCACCCUCCUCCGGGCCAGAAAGAGGGCUGCGGCUUCACAGAUUACAUGUGAAAAUGAAAUUGCACAAGCACAAGUCCAUGCUGAUCAUCGAUCUCCUGGUGUCGCUUCAGUACCUCCUUACUGUGAAGAAGGCCCAGUGCAUAAAAGUACACAGAUUUCUCUGAAAAGGCCCCCUCACCGAAAUGUUGGCAUUCAGGCCAAGGUAAAAGGGUUUGGAAAACAACUGUGUAACACCACUACUCAGACGGAUGAACUGCAGUCUAGAAGUGCCUCUCUCUCUGACAUUUACUCAUGACUCAGAGACGGACGUUGAGAGUGAGCAGAGCGAUUUGUCUUACAUUGCUGUGCAGGUGAGAGAAGAGUCCUGUUCAAAACUCCACAUCAGAUGACUUGGCAUGCCAUAGGUUUUCCAAUCUUUGCUCACAUCAUUACUUCUUUGCUCCCAUGAAUCUUUCACUUUGAGAUAGUUGAGCAUCAGCAAAAUUUGUUUAGCUCUAAGGCAAAAAUGUGGCUGUCUGCCAAGGUAAUGAAGGUAAUACUGCCCACAAGCCUCCCCACCUCCCACUUUACCAUUUUUUUUUUAAAUCCUUGGUGGAAAUCGGAUUAUAAAACAAAACCACAGUAGCAACAUUUCCAGAUCAAGAUUAAGCACUGAAUAUUUAAGCUUGCUGCAGAAGCAACCCCCAUAUGGGACUUACUUGACAUUUACAAGUUAGAAUGUCACCAUCCGAAAUAAUUUGAAGAUACUAGUAAGCACAGCCAAGUCUGAUACUGUUAAAUGAUUUGGGGGUGGAGUCAGGAGAUUUACCAUUGAUUAUUAUUUUUUAUGUUGUGUAUUUAUUAGUUUGUCCAUUUGUAAUACCAUUCAAUCUGGAUCGGUCCCUGGGUGCAUUACUGGUGAAGCUAUGGCUCAUACAGAAAAUUUUCGAAGGGAAUUAAUUGAAACAGAGGGAGAGCUUCAUAUACUUAGAUUACCUUGUUGAUGAAAUCUGCAUUGGUUCCCAUUGCAACAAACCAAUUAGCUUGAUUCAUUUCGAUUGAAAUUAUUAGCAUCAUGCAAAAAAAAAAAAAUUAGUACAUUUCUAAUGUUAUCCCCAUGUCAGGAAUUGGGUUUUCCUCUAUUAAUACCACUCUGUUGAAUUCCACAUUAGGGAAAUAAGCAUGUGAAACUUAGCUGCUCCAUCUGCCACUCACCAGGAAAAUGUCUCUGGCAAUUCUGUACCAUGAAGUGAUUUGUUACAAUGGUUUCUGAGAAACUUAUUAGAACUCUGAUCUUCUAUUGAGAAUAAUAAAAACAAAUGUCCAUUUUAUACUUCA